Panicum virgatum (switchgrass) is the source of this 1638-nucleotide messenger RNA. RefSeq names its product WRKY transcription factor WRKY71-like. Gene Ontology annotation, biological process: regulation of DNA-templated transcription. The transcript is spliced from 2 exons. The record is from RefSeq and is a predicted model, not a curated record. Bases 190 to 1281 code for a protein of 363 amino acids. NCBI's taxonomy places the organism in Eukaryota, Viridiplantae, Streptophyta, Magnoliopsida, Poales, Poaceae. Gene Ontology annotation, molecular function: DNA-binding transcription factor activity; sequence-specific DNA binding.
UCUCUAUAUAUUGCGGCUCGUCCCCCGGCCAUAGCCCUCGCACGCUCAGGCAUUCCUACUCCCAGCUUCUGCCCUCCUCUCUUCGUUCUCUCUCGUCUCCUCUUCUCGAUCGAGCGCUCGAUCUGCGGCCCUGUUGUUGACCUGCGAAACGCCGGCCUGAGACGUCGAAGCGGGCGUGGUGACCAGCAGAUGGAUCCAUGGAUCAGCAGCCAGCCUUCUCUGAGUCUUGACCUGCACGUCGGCCUGCCGCCGCUCAGCCGCCACCAGGCGCCGGUCGCCUUGGCCAAGCCCAAGGUGCUCGUCGAGGAGAACUUCCUGCAGCCUCCAAAGAAAGAACCAGAGGUCGCGGCCCUCGAGACGGAGCUCCAGCGGAUGAGCGAGGAGAACCGGCGCCUGGCCGAGGCGCUCACGGCGGUGGCCGCCAAGUACGAGGCGCUGCGGAGCCAGUACACGGAGAUGGUCGCCGCGGGCGCCGCCACCACCACCGGCCCGUCCUCCGCGUCGGAGGGCGGGUCGGUGUCGCCGUCGCGGAAGCGCAAGACGAGCGAGAGCCUGGACACCGCGGCGGCGGCGCCGGGCGCGCAGCAGCACCCGCACGGCCUGCACGGCGGGCAGCACCCGGGCGCCGCGGCGCCGCCGGACCAGAUGGAGUGCACCUCCGGCGAGCCGUGCAAGCGCAUCCGGGAGGAGUGCAAGCCCAAGGUGUCGAAGCUGUACGUGCACGCCGACCCGUCGGACCUGAGCCUGGUGGUGAAGGACGGCUACCAGUGGCGCAAGUACGGGCAGAAGGUGACCAAGGACAACCCCUGCCCGCGGGCCUACUUCCGGUGCUCCUUCGCGCCGGCCUGCCCCGUCAAGAAGAAGGUGCAGCGGAGCGCCGACGACAGCACCAUCCUGGUGGCCACGUACGAGGGCGAGCACAACCACGUCCAGCCCCCGCCGGCGCCGUCGCAGCAGGCGCACGACGGCUCGGGCGCCAGCAAGAACGCCGCGAAGCCGCCGUCGCCGCCGAGGCCCGCUGCCGCCGCCGCCCCGGCGACGCCUCACCACCCGCAGCUCCUCCACCACCAGCAGCAGCAGCAGCAGCAGCAAGACGUCGUUGCGGCGAUGAGCGGCGGCGGGGAGCCCGUGGGCGCGGCGGCCGCGGCGGCGUCGGAGCUGAUCCGGCGCAACCUGGCGGAGCAGAUGGCGAUGACCCUGACGAGGGACCCCAGCUUCAAGGCGGCCCUCGUCACCGCGCUGUCCGGCCGGAUCCUCGAGCUCUCGCCCACCAAGGAUUAACAUACCAUCACCAUCACACGAGAUUCUUCUUGGUUGCUCAGAUUUUCUCGCAGCCAUGGUCAACUGUUGUUGGCCUUCCUCUGCUCACUGUUCUGGCAAAACAGCGAGAACACUGGACAUGAGGAUCUGCAGUUCGGCAUCAGGAAUUCAGGAUCAACCGCGCCGCGCGCAUCCGGACAUGGCGCGGACCGAAGAUCAUCACGGCGGGUGGUCUGAUCGGCCGGCGAGAUGGUCGAGUUUAGCAGAUCGAAAAUAGCACAGGAAACAACAUGAAACUGUACAAUCCUUAUAGGCAAAAAACAUUGUUCGCCCAUUUUUGCUUGAUCAAAUGAAAUCAAUAUUUUUUUUUUGAAGAAA